AUGUCAAAAAUACUGCAAGUUGUUCUAGGAGUGUCGUCUGCUCUCGGCCUGGCCUUCCUCAUCAUGACGUGUUUGUUUUGCAUCUAUGUCAUACGAAGAUACUUAAAGAAAAAGCAAAAGCUGCAUGACGUCCCGGAAAUUAUUGAACUUCCUGACCCCUUCAUAGCAAGUACAGUGAAAGAACAAAUGUUGGGGUCGGAUGAACCGGAAGUGAACACGUACAGCUGCCUUGACCUUGUCAGUCAGAAGCCCCAAAUUGACCACUGGUCAGGACUGUCAGUGGCGGGUGACGCCAGUCAAGAACUGACACACGUAAGAAGUUGGGAUGAUAUUCCCAGCUGCUCAGAUGACGCCAGCAUCGGGGCGUCGAGAUGGCAAUGUCGGUCCCAAUCUCUAGCAAGCCUCAACCUUGGUUUGGAAACUUUCAAUACCACGCUACAUUUCAGUGCUGAAUAUGUCAAGGAAAGGUCGACGUUGACGGUUGUCCUUCAACUAGUGUCGUCUUUGCCUUUCAAGUACAGAGGUAGGGCAGUGUACGCUGUAGCUCACCUGUAUCCAUACCGCACAGAGGGCGUGGAAAGUAAACUCAUUGUUUCUACAGAGGAGAGCGCGGAGUUUCAAGAAACAUUCAAGUUUAGGGAUGUUUCCAUCGAAGUUCUUGAAAAAUCAACACUCAAAAUUACUUUGUACUCGAAGAAGCUGAAAAAGUCUAGCAAAGACGCCUUUGUUGGGCAAGUGUAUUUGAAAGGAAGUGACGUGACCUGGACCCCGCAACGGUUGAUGCAGUUCGACAUGAAGAUAGAGCGGAAACAACUGAAGAGGCAAUCCACGUCGGAGAAGUACUUGUUCGAGAAUAUGGGGGAGUUGUUUGUGCUGCUGCAGUACCAGCAGCUGGCCAACCGCAUCAAGGUCCUUGUCCGCAAAGCCAGCAACCUGCCUCAUUCUGACAAACUUCUGGGGCACCCAGCGCAUUACGUCAUAGUCAACCUGCGGAAGGACGACACUGUCAUCGACCACAGAGAGACCUCCACACAGACCGGAUACUCCCCAAUAUGGAACCAGCCCUUCCUGUUUGACACGCCUAGAAGUGAAAUUACCGAUCUAUCCAUAGAGUUUGUCAUUAUGAGAGGAAGGCGAUACAAAGAUGGCGUAGUUGGUCACGUGACAAUAGGCCCGGAAAUGUCGGGCACUGGGCUCAGUCAUUGGGAAGAAAUCAUGAAACCUCAUGGGAAGGAAAUCGACAGGUGGCAUAACUUGAUGCCUGUUUUCAAAUUUCAGUAGUUGGGUUGCAGUAACCGAGGCACUGUUUCCACUGUUAAAGAAUCACUUCAUUUCUAAUGCAAUACUGUACAGUA
Molecule: messenger RNA, 1355 nt
Organism: Haliotis rubra (blacklip abalone)
Lineage: Eukaryota; Metazoa; Mollusca; Gastropoda; Lepetellida; Haliotidae
Product: synaptotagmin-4-like
Exons: 4
Coding region: 1-1281 (426 amino acids)
Biological process (GO): vesicle fusion; regulation of dopamine secretion; cellular response to calcium ion
Cellular component (GO): synapse; axon
Molecular function (GO): calcium-dependent phospholipid binding; clathrin binding; SNARE binding
Source: RefSeq, a predicted model, not a curated record